AUGCGUCAUCUUGCCUUCGAUAGCGAUGAGGCACCAAUUUCACGUCUAGAAAAGGAUAUUCAAGACUCUAUACCAGUUCAGGAUGUUUUUGCUGUCACAGUAUCCUUUGCGGAGCUGGACAAUCGACGGUGUCGACGUCUUCUGGACUCGCUACGUGCUAGCUGGGCUGCCUUGCCGCGCUCACAGGCCGAGGCCUACGAUCGGAAAAUGCGCGGAAUACGCCGCCUAGAUCUUUCUUCGAACCAUAUCACAUCAUUUCGUGAGGCAGGUUUGAUGGAGGCUGUACAGUCCAACUUUAUCUUGCGCCAACUGGAGUUGCAAGGCAACGAAUUGGUCGUCCCACCUCACAGUGACACGACGGAUGAGAUUCAGGCGUGGGCGCAAGCGGUAGGCUCCAGUGGUCUUCGUAUGCUUAAUAUGACGGCCAAUCAACUCGGCGAUGUUGGGAUGGCGGCGUUCUUUGAUACCCUCGCACAGACAGGCUCGCCGCUGCAUACCUUGUACAUGUCAGUAAACACGUUUGAGUCGGAAUCAGGCUCUUUAAAAGCAGCGCUCAGUAUUGCCCGCUUCCUCAGCGAUCCGAAAGCGUGUCGUGGUUUGGAAUGCCUACACUUGAAUGGCAAUCACUUCGGCUGGGCAGGCGUGAGGAUCAUUGCGCAUGCCAUUAUGGGCUCACGACGGGCAUGUACGCUGGGCGGCACACUGUCCCAUGACACCCCCACCGAGAUGCUCGAUAUGACACCGCCUAAUACCAGCCUUGUACACAUCGACUUGUUCUCGACGGGCAUUGACUCACUUGCUUCGACGACGGAGGCGCCAGUAUGGGCCCCUUGGGAGGCCUACUCGGCCGUGACACAAGAAAAUUGGUUUGCGCUGGUCACACAGCAGUUGGAAGAGAACGAACGACGACGUGAUCAAUGCCGUCACGUCGCUGCACGUAUUUUGACGCCUGCACGCAUCGUAGGAUGCAAAGCUAGGGAAGCGUCGGAGACAACAACGUCAUCUACGUUUCCAUUCCUACGUCUACCAAUCGAGCUUCGGGCCUUGGUGCUCGAAGCCCUGGAUCCAGCGCAUGUGCUUAGUCACGAACAAUGGGUUCAUAUUGUACAGUGGGCCAGUGAGCCAAGCACAUUGGGGUAUGGGCAUGAUCCAGCGCAUACCAUGAAAAUAUGCACCGAGUCGCCCUUGCCGAGCCCCAUUGACUGGCCUAUGCUGCCAUGGUCAUGGGAGCUUUGCUUUCAAGAACGGUCACAGCGACGGAAUUGGUAUAUGGAGUCGCUCGAGCAGCAAGAAGGUGACGAGCUUCGCACGCCUAUGCCGCCAGCAUUGCUAGCGUUCUGGGAGUGUACGGGCACCGAUCAUGCAGAGGCAGUAUCGUCUUUCCGUUCGUCUUCUUUCGUGUAG
Molecule: messenger RNA, 1404 nt
Organism: Malassezia pachydermatis
Lineage: Eukaryota; Fungi; Basidiomycota; Malasseziomycetes; Malasseziales; Malasseziaceae
Exons: 1
Coding region: 1-1404 (467 amino acids)
Molecular function (GO): protein binding
Source: RefSeq, a predicted model, not a curated record